This is a messenger RNA of Oxyura jamaicensis (ruddy duck), 702 nucleotides long. Its product is annotated as olfactory receptor 14A16-like. The transcript has a single exon. NCBI's taxonomy places the organism in Eukaryota, Metazoa, Chordata, Aves, Anseriformes, Anatidae. Gene Ontology annotation, molecular function: olfactory receptor activity. The coding region runs from base 1 to 702 and encodes 233 amino acids. Gene Ontology annotation, biological process: G protein-coupled receptor signaling pathway. The record is from RefSeq and is a predicted model, not a curated record. Gene Ontology annotation, cellular component: membrane.
AUGCAGGAUGUGCUACCCAGGUUUUCUUUAUAUUUUUCUUUUUUUGGUGCAGAGUAUUCUGUUCUCAUCCUCACGUCCUAUGACUGCUAUGUUGCCAUCUGCAAGCCCCUGCACUACGGGACGCUCUUGGGCAACAGAACGUGUGCCAAGAUGGCAGCAGCUGCCUGGGGCAGUACAUUUUUCUAUGCUCUGCUGCACACUGCCAGUACAUUUUCCCUGGCCCUCUGCCAAGGCAAUGCUGUGGACAAGUUCUUCUGUGAAAUUCCCCAGAUCCUUAAGCUCUCCUGCUCAAACUCCUACCUCAGAGAAGUUGGACUUCUCAUGUUAAGUUCCAUUUUGGAUUUUGGGUGUUUUGUUUUCAUUGUGCUCUCCUACGCGCAGGUCUUCAGGGCCGUGAUGAGAAUUCCAACAAAGCAGGGACAGUACAAAGCCUUUUCCACGUGCCUCCCUCACCUGGCCGUGGUCUCCCUGUUUCUAAGUACUGUAAUUUUUGCCUACCUGAAGCCCCCCUCCAUCUCUUCUCCAUCCCUGAACAUGGUGGUGACAGUUCUAUACUCCAUGCUGUCUCCAGUAGUGAACCCCUUCAUCUACAGCAUGAGGAACCAGGAGCUCAAUGAUUCAGUGUGGAAACAGCUGACUUUCUGUGUAUCAGUGGCCACAGUCUGUCUUCCUUCUGCAGAUGACUCCCAGUGUAUCUCAUGA